Messenger RNA from Plodia interpunctella (Indianmeal moth), 3115 nucleotides. RefSeq names its product probable cytochrome P450 304a1. Gene Ontology annotation, cellular component: intracellular membrane-bounded organelle; cytoplasm. Lineage: Eukaryota; Metazoa; Arthropoda; Insecta; Lepidoptera; Pyralidae. The record is from RefSeq and is a predicted model, not a curated record. The transcript has 10 exons. Gene Ontology annotation, biological process: xenobiotic metabolic process. The coding region runs from base 62 to 1591 and encodes 509 amino acids. Gene Ontology annotation, molecular function: oxidoreductase activity, acting on paired donors, with incorporation or reduction of molecular oxygen, reduced flavin or flavoprotein as one donor, and incorporation of one atom of oxygen; iron ion binding; heme binding.
UUGAUAUUGCACUGAUAAGCUCAGUUCUGCCCAACGAAGGAUUGAAGUGGCAUCCUCCGACAUGUUUGGUCUCGUAAUACUUAUAGUGCUUUUGACUAUACUCUUCAAGUAUUACUAUAAAAAUGCUAUAAAAAGGCCGUGUGACAACUUCCCACCAGGUCCCAUAAGUCUUCCUGUAUACGGCGCCUACUGGUUCGUACUGGCAAAUGGCUACAACAAUCUAUCCCAGGCGUUCAGAAGGCUCGGCCAAAUAUACAAGACCAAGAUUGUGGGUUUGUACAUGGGAUCGAUACCCACCAUCGUGGUCAACGAUCCCGCAAUGAUUAAGCAGAUGCUCUACCAUGAGGAGUUUGAUGGUAGAAUGGACAUCAUAUUGGGCAGGCUGCGGGCUUAUUGGAAGCAAUUGGGCAUAUUCUUCACGGACAGUUAUUUCUGGUACGUUCAGAGACGUUUCUCGUUGCGUUACAUGCGGGACUCCGGCUUCGGGAGACGAGACGAGACCCUCGAGACCGUCGUGGAGUUUGAGAUCAAAGCCAUGCUGGACAUGCGCCUUAGCGGACCGCUAUAUCCAGCUGAAAAGGAAAUAGUGAAUGGAGAAUUAGUGAACAUUCCUUACUUCCUCGCGAUCCCGUUCAUCAACGGAAUGCUACACGUGUACAGCAGGGCCACGCUGCCUCGCAGCGAGUACGCUGUGUUAUGGAAAAUGUCCAAGGCUGCGUUGUUAUUCCAGAGGAGUUCUGAUGAUGUGGGUCGGGCCCUGGCCCUGACACCUUGGUUGAAAGACGUGGCUCCAAACUGGAGUGGUUUUAACGGGCUGCGAAAGGGAAAUCAGUACUUUUUGGAUUUUUUUACGAAUCUAAUAGAGCAAGAGAUAAGGACAUACGACGCGUCACAUCAGCGUCACUUCCUGGACGUCUAUAUCAGGAAGAUGAUGGAGGAGACACAUCUCGGCAAGUCAACGUUCUCUGUGGAGCAGCUAGUGCUGAUCUGCACGGACUACAUGUUUCCCGCGGCGUCGGCCGUGCAGGAAGUGCUGGCCAUGCUGCUGGAGAGACUGCUGGUCCAGCCUGAACUGCAGGACCGUCUCCAUGAAGAGGUGGACCGCGUGGUCGGCAGCGGUAGGCUGCCCAACCUCGACGAUAGAAAAAAUAUGCCUUACACGGAGGCCACUAUUCGGGAAAUGAUGCGAUACGAGACUCUAGUCCCUCUGGGCGUCCCUCACCGGGCCACCGACGACACUGUCUUCAAUGGCUACAAUAUACCACAGGGUACCAUGGUGUCUGCGAACCUGGUGAUGCUGCACAUGGACCAGAAGCUCUGGAGUGACCCUGAGACCUUCCGACCGGAACGUUUCAUCGUCGAUGGGAAGCUGAACGUAGCCCUCGACAAGUCCUUACCUUUUGGCGCUGGUCGACGACUAUGCGCAGGAGAGACGUACGCGCGUCAGACGAUGUUCCAAGUGUUUGCUGCAAUCAUGCAGAGAUUCCGAGUGGAGAAAGCCCCAGGCUCCGCUCGCAUGCCCGCCCCUCGCAUUCAAGGCAUCAUCACCACCAUACCCGACUUUUGGGUCAAACUCACGCCAAGAAUAUAAGAGUAGAACGAACAGAGAAGAGAUAUCUUCAUAUUUUUAAAAGUUGAAUAAUUUUGUUUACAAUCAUUUUUUAUUGUUAAGAAUAUUUUUUUUAGUUUAAACCCGUUUGUUUCGAUUCUGUAAGUGACGUCAAAAACUCACGUCGGAUUCCGCGCGGAUAUGGCGAAUUUGCAUUCUGUAAAACUCACUCGAACACUAGCGCUACACUUGCGUCGGCGAGUUGAAUCAAACUCACUCCGGAAUUUUGACAAAUAUGUAUAGAUGACGUGCAAAUUUGCAUUAUGUAAGAAAAACGUCAAAAAACUCACGUCGAAUUCCGCGUGGGAUCCGACGGAUCCGAAAGAUCCACUAGCGCUAGCUUGACAAUGUCGAAAUUCCGCUAAGUGAGUUUUAAGACUAGAGUCUAGCGAUUCCAUUAAAAAAAUAUUAGUACCUAUAUAGCUAAUGCUAAUGCUAAUAAAUACAUGCAGAAUCUCAAAGCUGGGCCAUUAUGAUUUGGUAGUCUCAGUAAUGUUAUAAAGUUUAUAAGUAUUGUUUCUUACUUCAUCACACAAACGGUUGGGCAAAAUUUUUUGAAAUUUGGUAUUGAGGGAACUGAUGUAUUAACAGAUAAGGUAUUUAUCCCGAAAGAAUGCGAUUCCAGUAAGGUUGGGUCAAAAAGUUUGAUAGUCAACGGUACCUUAUAAAGUAGAUGGCGCUACUGUUUAUGUAGGGCAGUUAAGUAUUUUUAAAAAAUAAAUACACGGGCAACAUCACGGGGUUUAGCUAGUAAAAACAUAAUCACGCGACUGAAACGUUUUAUUUAUCAAAUUAUGGAACAAAAUAUGGUUGCCCGUAUGUAGAUAUCUGCGAAUAAAGGUCAGCCAUUUAAAUACACUAACCAUCACUGAACACUGCACACUAAUGACAUAAAUUAAAUUAAAUACAACCUGGCAAUGAGGCAAAGCGCUUUCAGUUGGUACGAUCAAUCACACCGUUCUGAAAACAAACGCGGGGAUCAGAUCUACGUGCGUGACUGCCCAGAGAUGGGAUACUCGUACGAGCUUAGCAUAGCAUACAAGAUCAAGUGCUAUACCAAUGUUAUACCAAUGUUAUACCAAUUUCAGUGUUAUACCAAUGUUCCGUAAUCGAAUUCAACUAAUGUAUAAUACAUUUUUUUCAUUCUACUGACAAAAACAUAGCUCACAUUAAAUAAUUGUAAAAAGAACACGAGAACUAUUUUACAUACCUACUUUGUGUUUUCGAAAAAUUUCAAGUUAACGUACAAGAAAUUAAUUUUUGAACCUACUUAGUUAUUUUGAUUAUUUUUUGUUAGAACAUGGGCACUCGGUAGAUUAUUUUUGUUUCAAACAUGAUAAACUUUAAGAGUGAAUUGCAUAAUUAAGUAUAUGAUACGAAAUAAUCAAAACAUAUUGUGGAUUAGGGUUAUUCUACAUAUAGGUAAUAAAACCACCAGUCCUUUUACGUCUCUUGAGGUUUAUUUCAGUCUUGAGACUUAAAAAAGGACUAUAGAAUAAGAAUGGA